This is a messenger RNA of Paramecium pentaurelia, 2642 nucleotides long. The record is from the annotation of a GenBank genome assembly. Lineage: Eukaryota; Ciliophora; Oligohymenophorea; Peniculida; Parameciidae.
AUGUAACAAAAUUAAGAAAAUGCUUAGAAUCUGAUUUUAAAUUAUUGUUUAGUUGGAUUGGGAGAGAAAUUGAUUCCAAUGAUGAAAAAUUAAAGAAGUAAUGUAGAGUGGAUAUUUAAUAGGGUUGUUGACAUCAAUUUAGUUAAAUGAAAAAAAAUGUAAGACCCUUUUUAAUGAACAAAACAUAAUAUUAUAGGAAUCAUUAGAUAUCUUGGGAAAUGAGAAAUUAUUUCUACUCUGCAUUUAUAAUGAACCAAAUAAAGAUCCAAUUACUAAUAUUGCAUUUAUUAAUGUAGAAGUUAGAGAAAGUCAAAUCUAAUUUAAAUACAAAUACAGUUUAUGCCCAAUUAUGAAAUAGGCUGAUGUAAUGAAAUCAAUUCAAAUCACAGAUUGGGGUCUAAUCAAAGAUUAAGAACGCUUUGAUAUCAGUCCUUAUUUAUCUGAAUAAAAUAUAUGCUAUGUACUGUGUUAUACUAGAAAAACAGAUUAUGUUCCAAUAAUAAACUUAGUUUUGGAAGACUAUGAUCCAAAUCAUGAUUUAUAAGAUAUUGUACAAUUUAGUUCAUUUAGCAAGAAACAAUUAUCAAUAAUUAGAUGUAAACAAAUCCUUAUAUAUAUUAUUCAUAGAAAAACCACCAUUAGAAUAAACCUAUACUCCUGAAAUACUUGAUUUAUAUCCAUUUUGUUAUAAGGAAUCAUAAAAACAGAAACAUAAUUAAAAUUUAUUUAAUGACAAUCCUUCAAUUAGUAACUAUUGUAUUCCAGAAGGAAUUCAGAUUUUAUAAAAAACACCAAAUCAACUUCCAAAUCAAAAUUAGAUUACUUAUUAUUAAUUAAUGUAAUCUCCAAAAGGUGAUCUCAUAUACAUAUAUUGUUUACGUUAUUAUGAACCAUUGACUAAAAAAUAAGCAUAGAAACUUAAAUUAGACAAUUAUACCAAUCUUUUUAUUCCAAAAGUCAUGGCUAUAAUAAGUUAUUAGAACUUCUCUAGCUAAUUUUCAUCAUUAUUGACUUACUUAUAUUCCAUAAGAGAUGAUUCAUAAAUUGAAGUAACAAAUAUAAAUAUCAAUUAUUAGUAAUAUAUAGAAAGAGUUAUUUAAUAACUAAAGUAUUCUAUUAAUCUCGAAAAGAUCUCCCUUAAAUUAAUAUUAAAUGACCAAUAAUUUCUAUUUUAAAAGCAUAUCAAAUAUCCAACAUGUUAAUUAAAAUCAAUUGAAUAUGUUAUGCGUAAUAUUACUGUUGAUAAUAUAAUAUAACUGUAUACUGCUGUUUUAACAGAAAGAAAAAUUAGAUUAUGUUCAAGUUCUAUUCUAAAUCCUGGUUAUGUUAUUGAAGCUUUAAUGACCUUUAUCUAUCCUUUGUAAUAUUAAAAAUUAUUGAUUUGCUAUUUGAAUUACGACAAUUCCUAAAUUAUUGAAACUCCAGAACCAUAUAUUGUUGGCUUACUAGAAACUUUACCUUAACCAGCUUGUGAAUCUGAAGGAUAUAAAUUUAUUUUGGAUUACAAUGUGGCUUUUCAUGUUUGUCCUCCACCUGAAUUUCCUCUGUUUGAUAAAUUAAAGAAAAAGUUAGAACCUUUUUUUAAAUAAGAUAUCAAUGAAGCAAAUGCUAAUAUGAUUAAAGAGAUUUUUCUUAAGAUUAAUAUGAAAAUACUAGAUCAUGCAUUUGAUUAUGAUAUCAAAUAAAAAAAUUGGAGCAUUGCAUUUUAAAAGAGGAAACAAUCUUAAUAUCCAAUCAAAGGUCAAUUUUGGGAAAUCUUCUCAAGAACUUAACUAUUAUGUUCUUUUAUAGAUAAUAAUCAAUCUAAUCGAUAAUUAACUUCAUAUAUUACAUAUUUUAAUGCUUCUUUCUAAUAAGUCAAUGAAAAUAAUAACACCAAGAUAUUUGCAGAUAUCAAAACAAUUAAUAUAAACGAUCAAAACAAUUCAUAAAUUCAAACAAGAAAUAAAUAAUCAUUUUUCCCUUAUCUUACUCCUUACUAUUAUAUUAGAAAUAAAUAAACUGCCUUGUAAACAUAAGUCUACAGAAUUUGGUUACAAAUUAUACAUAUGACUUAGUUAGAUAGUAAAGAAUUUUAUGAAUUGGCAAUUUAUCUGAAGAAGGAAAUUCCAAUUAUUUAAGACUUCAUCUAAUAGAAGGAACAUGUAUAAUUACAUUAAUAUGAUGAUUUGAAUGACAAAUAGUUUUAAUUUUUAAAUGAAUGUCCUUAUUGUAAGAGACUAAUAUCUAUCGAAGAAAUAUUACAUAAGAUUGUGCCUACUUACUUACGUCAGACAAUCAAAUGUUCAAAAAAGAAAGGGUGUGGUAAUCAAUUUACUCCAAAAAUGACUAUUGAUGAUGUUGGAGAAUUAGAUAUACUAAAUAUUCAUUAAUUACACUUUUAAUUAGAUUAAUUGAAAGUUUUUGAUUAGAAAUUUUAUAAAACUACUGAAUUCUGGAAUUUAAUCUUUUACUUUAGAUUAUUUAAGCUUCCCAUUCCAUUUAUAAAUGAAAGUGAAGAAGCAUCAUAUUGUUUUAAAUAAAAAGAGAGUAAAUAAAAAGGAGUUAAGGUUUGUUUAAAUGACAACUUAAAAGCUCUUCAAAUAAAGAAGGUAGUGUAAACUAAAUAAAUUAUAUACGGAGAAAGUGCUUCGAGAAAAUGA